This is a messenger RNA of Eurytemora carolleeae, 963 nucleotides long. RefSeq lists its product as uncharacterized. NCBI's taxonomy places the organism in Eukaryota, Metazoa, Arthropoda, Copepoda, Calanoida, Temoridae. The annotation marks the transcript as partial. The record is from RefSeq and is a predicted model, not a curated record. The transcript has a single exon.
UAACUUCUCCUUGUAAAAAGAACAAUGAGAACCUUGUUUAGUAUUUUUCUUGGUCUAGCUCUAGCAGCAGCAGCACCAAGGGAUCAGGUAAAGUUAGGACCUGGAAAUCCUUCAUCAAGCUUUACAUCUGGAUCCGACCUUUUUUCUGGAUCAGAAUACUAUUCUGGCUCCGACCUUCAUUCUGGAUCUGAUUACCACUCCGGAGACUUCUCUGGAUCUGAAUACUUCUCCAGAUCUGGAUCAGACUAUUCUGGAUCUGAAUUUUUGUCUGGAUCUGACUACUUCUCUGGAUCUGGAUCUGAAUACUUCUAUGGAUCUGAUUACCACUCCGGAUAUGGAUCUGAUUACCACUUCGGAUCUGGAUCAGACUAUUCUGGAUCUGAAUACUACUCCAGGUCCGGAUCAGACUAUUCUGGAUCUGAAUACUUCUCUGGAUCUGUUUACCACUCCGGAUCUGGAUCUGACUUCACUGGAUCUGAUUACUUCUCCGGAUCUGAAUCUGACUUCUCUGGAUCUGAAUUCUCUGGAUCUGAAUACUUCUCCGGGUCUGGAUCUGAUUUCUCUUUUGGAAAAAGAUCUGAAUCUUACUCUGGAUCUGGAUCAGAAUCUUCUGGGUCGGAAUACCACUCUGGAUCUGAAUACGAUCUUGAUAUAGUAGCUGCGAGAUCUGGAUCUGAAUACUUCUUUGGAUCUGGAUCAGAAUACAAUUCAGAAUCUGAUUUUUCUUUUGGAAAAAGAUCUGAAUUUUUCGAUUCUGAAUACUACCCUGGAUCUGAAUACUAUUCCGGAUCUGAAUACUACCCCGGAUCUGGAUCUGAAUACUUCUCUGGAUCUGAAUACUACCCUGGAUCUGAAUACUACUCCGGAUCUGAAUACUUCUCCGGAUCUGAAUACUACCCUGGAUCUGAAUACUACUCCGGAUCUGAAUACUUCUCCGGAUCUGAAUACUACCCUGGAUCUGAA